GCGAACGCGGCGAACAACGGACAACACUGUGGCAUUGGCAAUGGCAGCGCUUGUCGCCCGCCUUCACUUCAGUGUGUGAGUCGCGAUAAACGCGAGCGAAACGGGCGGCGCAACUGAAAUCGCGUACCGACUACCGCAGACACGCACACCACCAUACACCAGCGCGUAUACGUAUACGGGUGAGAGAGCGCAUGCUCUCCGCCACACACACGCGGUCAACGUUUUCUCCGCUUUGUGGCGCCGCGCAAGUUUUGUCGCAGCAGCAAACACGCAAUAAAAGUUCAAAAACAGUUGAAGUAUACCGCGACGCGAGUAAAAAUCUUUCCUUCGACGUCGUCGCUGUUCGUUGUUGUAGUUGUUGUUGUUGUUGCUGCUGCCGCUGCUACUGCUUUACGUUUCUAUAGUGUGUUCCGUUCCGCGAAUUUUCGUGUGCAUUUAUGUAGAUAUACAUGUAUAUCUGCAUAUAUGACUGUCCAAAAGGUAAAACAACGGAAACAAAUGAUAACAGAAUACAAAUUGUUGUCAACAAUGUGCCAAAUAUAGUGGCGAAAACCCCCCGUAGUUCGAUCGCUUUUUGUUUAAAUUAAAUCUGCAUAUCAUGGUGUGCGGCGGCUGCAUUUCAUUUAUUUUCGCUCGCUGAAGAUCUUGCUUGCUCCAAAGAAUUAACAAAAAAAAUUAUCUGCGUUUGGCGCUGCGUCGACGGCAUUGUUAUUUCGUACGUAUUGUUGUUAAGUGUGAGUAGUAGUAGUAGUAAUAUCGCUACCAGAGCUGAAUAAUGUAGUUGACCAAAAUUCUGAGAGCACAAGUCUGAGCACACACGAUACGUCUUCUUCGUUUGGCCGUUUCACUUUGAGCAGCGUGACCGUGGUGCGUCGCUAUAAUAUGCCCCGCGAGCCAUGUGUGUGUGUGCCUAACGCGUGCGGCAAAAUGCCACUGAAAAAUACCAAAAUGGCAGACGAAAUCCCAUGUGGGGGGGAAACGGAAUCGGCGUGCUUUUGCUGCACUUUGUUGUCGAAUUAUUGUUACCCAGUUGGAUACAACAUUUUAGGGCUUUAUAUUUUGUGCAAUUAAUUCUCCACUGCUACAUGGGAAUUAUAUUAAAACUAUGCUAGCUGCUCGUUCCGAUUUGUUUAAAACAAAAAGCUUAACUUCUCGGAGGACAAAAGAUCUCUAAUGCGAGGUGCACCUGCACCAUACCAGGAUAUCGAGGGUAUCGAGUCGAAGAAAAUCAAGGCGAUUAAAGAGAUCUCGAAGAGCUGCAAGUCACCGGCAGGAGGAAGGAAUUGAAACAAAUCAUAAAGGAAGUAAUGGCACAAUACACCCUGGAAGGAGUUGAAUUGGAAAUUUCAUACGAAAAUCGCAAACGGACAUUGCAAGGAAAUAGAAAGGAGUUUGGAAAACUGAAGUCCCGGGAGAAACGACGCACAACAGCCUGCGAGCAAUAAGUUGCCAUGUUAAAUGCACUAAAAACCAACUCCAAAGACAACAUGUUCUUGUGGUCAAAAAAGUGGAGAUGACUUCCAAUAAGUUACAGACUUAAUAGCCCUACCUGUAUUCCAAUGUACUUAUUUAAAUUUCUACACUAUUUUGUUGCCAAAGUCGUGCAAGUCGUUGCAUCUUAGUUAUUUAAAAGUAACGAAAAUUCCUGAAUGCAUAAAAACAUAAGAACGAAUCGCACCUGUCCUUUUCAAUUGUACAAAAGACCACUUUCCCUGAUACAUUUUUACAAUUAAUUUAAAGAGUAUAAAGACUUGGAGUGUGCAUAUUAAAUAUGUGAAUAAAUGAUCCCUGUGUUCACGCAUCGAUUAAAAACGUUCAAGAACUGCA
This is a messenger RNA of Drosophila santomea, 1827 nucleotides long. RefSeq lists its product as uncharacterized. The coding region runs from base 192 to 404 and encodes 70 amino acids. NCBI's taxonomy places the organism in Eukaryota, Metazoa, Arthropoda, Insecta, Diptera, Drosophilidae. The transcript is spliced from 3 exons. The record is from RefSeq and is a predicted model, not a curated record.